Diatraea saccharalis (sugarcane borer) is the source of this 1033-nucleotide messenger RNA. The record is from the annotation of a GenBank genome assembly. NCBI's taxonomy places the organism in Eukaryota, Metazoa, Arthropoda, Insecta, Lepidoptera, Crambidae.
AGUCUCGCGGCCAUAUCGCCCGCGGAAGGUCGCGGCCGUGCGCAACGUGCCUCGAUAUUGUCGGUGUUUAGUUGUGCCAUAAAUAUUCUUAAACUGUGAGAACUACAAAAAUCGAUCAGCAUGGAUCCCGAAGCAUUCUUGGACCUGGCCAACCAGGUCAUCAAACUUAAAAUGUUCCCAUAUUUCGACAUAGCACAUUCUUUAUUGUGCGCUCUUGCAGUGAGAGAGGAUUUGGGGGCUGGUGCACAAGCCUUUUCACGAAAGCAUCCGCUAUCGUGCUGGCUAUCAACGAUGCUGGUGAUAUUCGCGGGUGGCAUGGUUGCCAACGGGUUACUAGGGGAGCCAAUACUGGCGCCGCUAAAGAAUACACCGCAGCUGGUGAUCGGCACCGUCACAUGGUAUAUUGUGUUCUACACGCCUUUCGACGUUGGAUACAAAGUAGCCAAGUUCCUGCCAGUGAAGGUGGUAGCUGCGGCUAUGAAGGAAAUAUACCGGGCCAAGAAAGUGUACGACGGUGUCAGUCACGCCGCCAAGCUCUAUCCUAAUGCUUACGUUAUUAUGAUCAUUGUUGGUACCCUGAAGGGUAACGGCGCGGGUUUCUCCAAGCUACUGGAGCGCUUAAUCAGAGGAGCUUGGACUCCUACAGCCAUGGAGACAAUGCAGCCCAGCUUCUACACGAAGGCAUCUCUGGUGGCAUCCGUGAUCUUCGUGCUGGACAAGAAGACGGAUCUGAUUUCAGCGCCCCAUGCUCUAGUCUACUUCGGUAUCGUCAUUUUCUUCGUCUAUUUCAAGUUAUCAUCCAUCCUUUUGGGCAUCCAUGACCCGUUCGUGCCUUUCGAGAACCUGUUCUGCGCUCUAUUCAUGGGCGGAAUCUGGGACUCGCUUGCUAAACUUCUGGGCAAGGGACAGCCCAAGGAGGAAACUAAAGAUACAAAAAAAACUAAUUAAUAACAAUAUACAACUCCAGCCUCUUCUUCAACUGACACCGACAAUACAAAUUGCGACGGCUCCAUAACAAGUAGCUUACUAUAGU